UCAUCAUGGCUGCUUCUAGCCCCAUUGCUCACCCCUCCUGUUCCUGUGAUCACAGCCCCUCCUUGUUCCCUUUGUCCAGAAGGAGCACACAGGUUCCAGUGGAUCAGGAAUCUGGUUCCAGAAUUUGGGAUCUCCAGCUCUCACGUCAAGGUUCUUUCAUCUCCGGCUGAAUUCUAUGACCUCUUGAAGGUGCAGAUAAAAACAGCCAAACAGCGAGUGGUGAUGGCCUCACUAUACCUGGGAACAGGGCUCCUCGAACAGGAGCUGGUGGAUUGCUUAGAAGAAACACUGGAGAAAUCACUGCAAGCAAAAGGAUCUUCUAACCUCAGAGUUUCCAUUCUUCUUGACUUCACCAGGGGAUCUCGUGGCAGGAAGAAUUCUCGAACAAUGCUAAUUCCACUGCUGCAGCGAUUCCCCAAGCAAGUCCGUGUAUCCCUCUUCCACACUCCAAACCUGCGUGGACUACUCAGGCUUCUGAUUCCAGAGCGUUUUAAUGAGACCAUUGGGCUGCAGCACAUCAAGGUCUAUCUGUUUGAUGAUAAUGUGAUCCUGAGUGGUGCAAACCUGAGUGAUUUGUACUUCACCAAUCGUCAGGACCGCUAUGUUCUCCUGCAGGACUCUCCUGAGAUUGCAGACUUCUUCACAGAGCUAGUGGAUGCGAUCGGAGAUGUGUCUCUGCAAUUACAGCAAGAUGAUACAGUCCAGAUGAUGGAGGGGAUGGUGCAUCCCUACCAAGGAGACAAGAUGGCUUACUGUGAGAUAGCAAAUCAGAGAGUCAUGGAAGUGAUCAACUCUGCCAGGACACGUCAGGAACUCCUGCAUGCAAAGACUUUCCACAGCAGCCAGGAAGGCAACCCCAUGUUAUCCCAGCAAGACUCUCAAGCAUCUGGGGAUCUGAAACCAGAACCUGACACCUGGAUUUAUCCCUUAAUCCAAAUGAAACCCUUUGGGAUUCAAAUAGAUGAGAUGGUCACAGAGACACUGCUGACGGAGGCUGAGCGGGGUGCCAGGAUAUAUCUUACCACUGGCUACUUCAACCUGACGCAAGCUUAUAUGGACCUCAUUCUGGGCACUAGGGCUGAGUAUCGAAUUCUUCUGGCCUCACCAGAGGUGAAUGGUUUUUUUGGUGCCAAAGGGGUGGCAGGUGCCAUCCCUGCUGCCUAUGUUUACAUUGAACAUCAAUUUUACAGUGAGGUCUGCUGCCUUCACCAGCAGGAGAGGGUUCAGCUGCAGGAGUACUCCAGGACUGGAUGGACUUUCCAUGCUAAAGGCCUCUGGCUAUACCUGGCAGGAAGCAAUCUUCCCUGCCUAACUCUGAUUGGCUCUCCUAAUUUUGGAUAUCGAUCCGUUCAUCGUGACCUGGAAGCUCAGGUUGCGAUAGUGACAGAAAAUAAAGCUUUGCAGCAGCAACUCCAUCAGGAGCAGGAGCAGCUUUACCUCUGCUCAGGUGUAGUCUCAUCAUCAACAUUUGAGCAGCCAAAUCGUUAUGUGAAGCUGUGGGUGAAGCUGGUAACACCUCUGAUUAAGAAUUUCUUUUGAAAGAAGAAAUGAUGCUGAUUUGGGUUAAAGGUCCAGACAUAAGUGGGACCUCGCAUCCGUGUCUUAUAGACAGGACAUUCAUAGAUGUUCUUGGUGUCCAUGCGGUCCACAGGGAUGGCUCUGAUGAAGAUGACUGGCAUCAUAGGCGUCAACUCCUUCAACCGAGCAUCUGCGAUAACACCAGAAUGGAUAUCCCAUCGAGCGCCUGCAAUAUUAUGAAAUUGUCAGGGUACCAGCUACCCAAUGGCUUUCACGUGGCGGGGGCUGUUUUCAGUAACUACUAAAUGGUGGGAAGGAGUUGUUCCGUAGCAGUACAGUUGAGGGAUGAAGUGUAAAAGCUGGGUAGCCAUAUCUUAGUACUCUUUAGGGCUAACAUGUUAUCAUCUCACUGUGACUCAUGAAUGCAUUUUGCCUUACUAAGUGUGGGAUGUCUAAAUAAAUUCUGCUCCUGCUCUUUCCUCCAGCCCAGAUUUGCAUGGAAGUUGCAUAGCUGAAAGUAGAACUUGGCCACAAUGGGAACUACAGUAAGCUAUCCUAUGUUGUCUCUGCUCUUACUUACUUUAAUUGGACCCUACUGGGGCUCGUAACUCAUUCCCCCUCAUUUUUUUAGCAGCAAUUAUUUUGGGUUUUAAGUUUCCUAAUUCAUCUUACUCACACACCAAAUAAAAGCAUGUCUGUUCACUGUUCCAUGUAGCUUCCAACAACCUAGUCCUCAGGUUCAUAUUUUGCAGUCUGAAUUUCGAAAAAAACAGUUUCUGGUUUGUAAAACUCUGCUUGUAAACUGGAUGGGUGCUGCCCUCAGGUGGCGUGUGUCUGACACUAGUACGGAAUAAAGGCAGCUUCUACCUGAUGGGGAAUCUGAAUGGUGCCUGUAGUGGGAUCUGGGCAGUUAAGUAGUCUUUGUGCUACACAGAGCACAGUAGCAGUUUAAAUGAAGGCACAGCCAAACAUCUGCACAGAGGAAAUAGACCCUGAGCUGCAGGGGAAGUCCGGUGCCGUUGAAAUGUACAGUAUGUUGUCAGAUUCAGAAUUCCCAGUUCAUUUAGGUUGUAGCUGAUGUAGAGUUUAGCAAAGAAGAAACCAGGGGAGAGGGAGAUACCAGAGCAGACAUGUUUUUGCAUGAAAACAAACCAAUUCAGAAAGAAGAGAAAAGCUUAAAUCAGCACUUUGCUAAAGACAAGAAGUAAUGAAUUAGGAGUCUAAUAGUUUGAAAAUGGGUCUCAUUGCUUGGAGCUUUUGCAAAUUCUGUAUAAAUCCCAAUUUUGUAAGUUGGUGGAUAUUAGUGUUUGCUCCAUUUGCAAGAAUUUUAAGGCUGAACUAGACUUUGUCUGUGCC
Molecule: messenger RNA, 2874 nt
Organism: Struthio camelus australis
Lineage: Eukaryota; Metazoa; Chordata; Aves; Struthioniformes; Struthionidae
Source: RefSeq, a predicted model, not a curated record